Molecule: messenger RNA, 4184 nt
Organism: Onychomys torridus (southern grasshopper mouse)
Lineage: Eukaryota; Metazoa; Chordata; Mammalia; Rodentia; Cricetidae
Gene: Sanbr
Product: KIAA1841 ortholog
Exons: 22
Coding region: 316-2475 (719 amino acids)
Source: RefSeq, a predicted model, not a curated record
GCGCGCGCCCGGUGACGGAGCCCAGCUUCGGCCGCCGGACUCCCGGCCCUCGUCGUCCCGCCUGGCUCCUGUCGGACGCCUUUGUCUGCCCCUCUCCAGCCCGCGCCCGGUCUCGGCGCCCACGCCGCGGAAUCCGGGCCCGGAGGACGCGCCGCGCAGGGAGCCUCGGACCGGGGAUGAGGAAAUUGAGACACAGAUGAUUUGAACUAGGUAAUACCUUAUUGGUAGAACCAGGAGGUACAGUUGGAUGGUUUCACGUCAGAAUCUAUACUCGUAACUACUACACUGUACAGAUCCUUCAAUAAGCUUCAAAAGAUGAGUCGUGGGUAUCCAGAAAACAAUAAUUUCCUGAAUAAUAAUAACCAAAUGGUAUUGGAUAUGAUCCUUUAUCCAUUAAUUGGAAUCCCUCAGACCAUCAACUGGGAAACUGUGGCAAGGCUUGUGCCUGGAUUGACACCCAAAGAGUGUGCAAAACGGUUUGAUGAGCUGAGGAGCAGCGGAAGCUCGCCUGUUGACAACCAGUAUAACCCCUUAAUGGCGGCUGGGGAGGGUCCUGUUGAGUCUUUAGCCACUUACAUUAAAUCUUCACUUCUGGAAACACAAGCAGAUUUUCAAGAGACUCCAGUUGAUCAAGAUACAGUUUCCAAAGCAGGAAGACAUAGUAUAGCUUCCACAAGGGCUUGCUCUUCAGAAAGAGAAAAUUGUACUCCUCGUAAUGCUGGAGAAAAGACUGAAGAAUCUGAAGGGCCAAACAUGGUGAUCCACGUAUGUGAUGAAGCAAAAAACUUGAAAGAAGAUUUUAUUUGCCCACGAGAUCUUUUGAUAUCAGAAAUGAAGUACUUUGCUGAAUACUUAUCUAUGGAUGCCCAGCGCUGGGAAGAGGUGGACAUUUCAGUUCAUUGUGAUGUUCACAUUUUCAACUGGUUGAUAAAAUAUGUUAAAAGGAACAUUAAGGAGAAUAAAGAUUGUGAGAUUCCCACUUUAGAGCCAGGAAAUGUCAUUUCAAUUCUUAUUUCUUCAGAGUUCUUGAAGAUGGAUUCAUUAGUUGAACAAUGUAUUCAGUAUUGCCAUAGAAAUAUGAAUGCCAUAGUAGCUGCUCCAUGCAACAUGAACUGUAUCAAUGCAAACCUCCUUACACGCAUAGCUGAUCUGUUCACACACAAUGAAAUUGAUGACCUAAAAGACAAAAAAGAUAAGUUUAGGAGUAAACUUUUUUGUAAGAAGAUUGAAAGACUGUUUGAUCCUGAGUACUUCAAUCCAGAUUCUCGAAACAAUGCAGCAACAUUAUAUAGAUGCUGUUUGUGUAAGAAACUUUUAACCAGAGAAACAGAAAGAAGAAUUCCUUGCAUCCCUGGAAAAAUCAAUGUGGAUCGACAUGGAAAUAUUGUCUACAUCCACAUAAGAGAUAAAACCUGGGAUGUACACGAGUAUUUGAAUAGUCUUUUUGAAGAAUUAAAAUCUUGGAGAGACGUGUACUGGCGCUUGUGGGGAACGAUCAACUGGCUGACUUGCUCAAGGUGUUACCAGGCUUUUCUCUGCACUGAAUUCUCGCAUUGUCAGUAUCACACAGAAAUGGUAGUUUAUUCCACCACAAUAAGUUCACUGAGCACUGUGGGCACUGGAAUUUAUCCCUGCUGUAACCAGAAGGUUCUUCGAUUUGAUCCCACUCAGCUCAAAAAGGGCUGUAAAGUGAGGGACCACAUGGUUAUUCUUCAUGAUGAAGGAGAAAAUGAUGAUUCACUUUCUUGUCCAACUGCUAGAAUAUUGGACGAUCUACACAAGCACAGAGAUGUCGUUGUUGUGCCUUUUUGUAAAGAUGCAGUGAGUGACCCUGGGCUUGGCUCCAGUGAUGAAAAGGGCCUGGAAUAUGACGUUUUACUGGAACCAAAUACACCAUGGGGCCCCCAAACUGGGGAGCUCAAUGCUUUUCUGUCAUUGAAAAACUGGACUCUGCAGUUGAAACAGCAGUCAUUAUUUUCAGAGGAGGAAGAGUACACCACCGGGUCAGAAGUCACUGAAGACGAAGUCGGUGAUGAAGAAGAAGUGGCCAAGAAACAAAGGAAAAGGGAAAAGCCAAAGAAGUUUACUAAGCAACCAAAAAAGCAGCUGUCUUCACCCUGUUCUCAAAAGAAAGAAAAGGCACUGGAGAAGUCAACUUCCAGAGAUGUGUCUCCUUUCGUUGUGAGCAUGCAGAAGAAUAAGUGGGAUGCCACAAGAUCCUUGAGAUUCAACCAGGAUGCACAAAGAGAAGAUGAUCAGCGGCGGAUGUCUGAAAUAACAGGGCACCUAAUAAAAAUGAGAUUGGGUGACCUGGACCGAGUCAAGUCAAAGGAAUCAAAAGAAUUUGCUGGAGGUAUUUAUUCUAGGCUUGAAGCGCAAGUCAGAGCCUUGGCCACACCUGGCAGCGCCCGGCAGAACAGCUCAGACAAAACCCCCAGGUCUAAAAGCCGUUUUGGUCAAGGGCGUCCUGCAUAAAGCACCCUAAAAUAUAAAAAGAGAGAAGGCACACUCCUGGACAUCUGCAAUUGUGCAUUUCCUGAAGACCUUCAAAACAAUGACUUCUAGGUGUUUUAUUAGUUAUCCCUGCAAACCACUUAAAUCAUGCUGAGACACAUGUAUAGUCAGGCUUCAUUCAAAUCUAACUGUAAAUACACAUUUUUAAUAUAAACUUCUCUUUGUAUAAUUUUAGGCUGUGAAGAAAAUAAUUACAAACUUUGCAUAGUUAAGAUUCCUAAUAUUUGUUACCCUUUAUUUAUUUGAAAGAGAAGAUGCCUAAAUUGUCAGAUGACUGAGUUUUGGUAAGACUUUACGAAAUUAAGGGACAUGAUUGAUAGUGUUUCUGUGCAUGUAUGCUGAUCACCAUAUGUUUGGGACUGUUGAGUCUUAGGUGUAGCAUUGAAAAAUGAAUUUUGUAGGAUGAAAUGUCCAGUGUUGCUAAAUGUAGGUUUGUGUGAAUGUUAAAGCAUGACGGAUCUCUAAGCUGCAUUGAUAGUGUCAAGGUGAAGUUACUCCAGUAGCAUGUCGGUCUAGAAGGGUUCAUCUCUUCAGGGUUAUUACGUGGACAGAAACUUUUGUUUCUUUCAGUGUUUCAUGCUUCUCUGUUGGUCAUCUGGGCCUGAAUUACUGGCCAUUAGUUUCUCCUCUGUGAAGCUAGUGGCGGUCUGAAUUUCCUCCAACAGCCUGGGAUGGUUUAGGGUAGAACCAUUAGAGUCCUGUGACAGCUACCUGUACCCAUCCAUUCCAUCUCCAACCCGUCCAUUCUCUAAACCUAUUUCAACACCCCUAAAAAUUACAACUGCUAGUUGCUUUACAUGUGUCUUAAAAUCCCAGAUAGAUUAGAGGGCUGGAAAUUUUAUACAUUCAAGGAAAAUAAAACAAAACUAUUUUAUAGAUCAUGUUUUAAUUUUUUUCUAAUCAGAUACAUAGCGUGCCAAGGGAAAUUUUGUUUCAGGCUGUAAGCAUGUACUAAAUUAUGUGUUUGGAAAUUAUUUAUAGAUCUCUGAAAACCAUAAGGUGCACACGAUUUCUACUUUCAGUUUCCCUUUGCCUUUUGGUUCCUGUCUCAAAUUAUUCAGCGAACAAGCCUUGAUGAUAUGUAACAGGACAGCAGUUUUAAAAGAAAAGUUCAAAUCUUAGACUCAGUUUAUACAAAAAGAAAUUAUAAUUUUUAAUGUAUCUCUUAGUUGCUAUAUGAAGCUCAAUUAUUUGAUUAUGUUUUUAAUGUCUGGAUUUUAUUUUAUAUAUAUGCUUUUCAGUUGUCUGACACUGUGGAAAUUGCUUAUACCAUAUUUAUUUUUAAAAAGUGUUUCUUAGUAUACAUGUGUGAGUCUCAUUAGUCAGCCUUUCUGUUGGCUCCUGGUUCUUUAACAGAGGAUUUGGAUGUACUUGUAUAAAGAGGUCUGUUGGAAUCAUUGUAAUCAGGAGGAAAUCUGCUCUUCCGGUUGUUCCUCAUGAUAAAGUAUACAUGCUUUUUCCCUGAGGGGACUGAUACUGAUUGAUGCUGACAAACCAGACCUUAUUACAAUCUGACUCUAUACAGAAUAUGUUUUGUUGUUUGUGUCUGUCUGUGAUACAUGGGCAGGCAUUUCUUCUGCCACGUACAUUAAGGAUUUCCUUACAUUAAUCCUGAGUUUAUACGUCUUUAAUUGAAAUAAAGGGUAAUGUCAAAAACUGUGGGGAAAGUC